Amoebophrya sp. A25 is the source of this 204-nucleotide messenger RNA. The record is from the annotation of a GenBank genome assembly. Lineage: Eukaryota; Dinophyceae; Syndiniales; Amoebophryaceae.
AUGAUAGGCGAAUCGCAUAGAGGACAAGUAAUUUCUGUAGACCGUGGUCGUUCGUCUGCCUCAGCUCUGCGGAGUGUGGGGAUGAAAGCGGAAGUGAAACGGGGAUCCGCAACGAGUAACGGCACCAAAGCCCCGGCGGUCGUUAGCGGCGCCACGAAUAAUGCUACCACAGAGAAAGUGCCAGCGGAAGUUACAGCUGCGGCC